Pteropus alecto (black flying fox) is the source of this 1575-nucleotide messenger RNA. It is a transcript of the gene SACK1F, whose product is annotated as family with sequence similarity 83 member F. Lineage: Eukaryota; Metazoa; Chordata; Mammalia; Chiroptera; Pteropodidae. The record is from RefSeq and is a predicted model, not a curated record.
AUGAAUGACAAGAGGAAAGCCUUAGGCUACAAGCCUGUACAGCCUGUGACUGUACAAAAGAACAUGAAGUUAAAUCAAACACAAGAGAAAAUGAUGCAAUCAAGAGACACAGUAAACACAAGAUAUGAGGCGCUGUCGGCGCAGGCCGCCUUCUACUACUGCGAGCGGCGGCGGAUCGCCCUGGAGGCGCUGCUGGGCGGCGGCGAGCAGGCCUACCGCGAGGGGGUCAAGAAGGAGCGGCUGCGGGAUUUCCUGUCCAGCCAGGAGCGCCAGGCCCUCCGCACCGCCUGGAGCCCCUACGAGGACCUCGCCCCCUCCCGGGGCAAGAGCAAGGCCAAGGCCAAGGCCCCGCCGAAGGCCCCGGCUGAGCCCAAUGGGUCCCUCGCCUACUGGCCCGACCGCUCCGACACCGAGGUGCCCCCGCUGGACCUGGGCUGGACCGACACGGGCUUUUUCCGCGGCGUGAGCCGUGUCACCCUCUUCACCCACCCCCCCAAGGAGGAGAAGGCGCCCCACCUCAAGCAAGUGGUCAGGCAGAUGAUCCAACAGGCCCAGAAGGUCAUUGCUGUGGUCAUGGACCUCUUCACCGAUGGAGAUAUCUUCCAAGACAUUGUGGAUGCCGCCUCUAAGCGCCGGGUCCCCGUGUACAUCAUCUUGGACGAGGAGGGCGUGAAGUAUUUCCUGGAGAUGUGUUGGGGCCUGGAACUUACUGACUUUCGUAUUCGGAACAUCCGCGUCCGCUCUGUGACAGGCGUUGGCUUCUACAUGCCCAUGGGGAAGAUCAAGGGGACUCUGUCAUCAAAGUUCUUAAUGGUAGAUGGUGAAAAAGUAGCUACUGGAUCUUACAGGUUCACCUGGAGUUCCUCCUAUAUAGACAGGAACCUUCUGCUCCUCCUGACAGGGCAGAACGUGGAGCCCUUCGACGUGGAGUUCCGGGAGCUGUACGCCAUCUCUGAGGAGGUGAACUUGUACCAGCAGCUCGGCCUGGCUGGAGGCGCAGGCAGGCUCGGCCUCAACUACUCCUCCACCGUGGCGCGGAAGCUCAUCAACCCCAAAUAUGCCCUGGUGUCCGGCAGCCGCCACCCGCCGGGAGAGCUGAUGCGCUGGGCCGCCCGGCAGCAACGAGAGGCUGGCGGCAGCCCAGGCGGACAGGAAGAAGGUAGCGGAGGCGGCGAGUCAGCCCGGCGCCUGGAGAGCUUCCUGCACGACCUGGUCACGCUGGAGCAGAUGCUGCCCCCCGUGGAGCCCGUGCCCCUGGGAGAGCUGAGUCGGAAGGGUGGCAAGGUGGUCUCUCACCUGCACGUGGACCUGAAGCCCCGAGAGGCACUUGUCCGAAAUGGCAAGGGAGAAGCUGCCAACGGGGAGGCCGCCGCCGCCAAGGAAGGCAAGUUCAGCAGCAGCCGACGGGCCAAGAGGCCUGCUGCGUCCAACGGCGUGGCCAGCUCCCUCGCCACCGAGACCUCUGCCGAAGUGGACUUUACGGCGGGGAAGAGGCUCAACGACGGCUCCAGUGCCAACGUCUCAGGUAAAACAAGUCCCAGUCCUGCCAAGAACAGCAAUUGUGUGAUUUCCUGA